This is a messenger RNA of Truncatella angustata, 2982 nucleotides long. RefSeq lists its product as uncharacterized. The record is from RefSeq and is a predicted model, not a curated record. The coding region runs from base 1 to 2982 and encodes 993 amino acids. NCBI's taxonomy places the organism in Eukaryota, Fungi, Ascomycota, Sordariomycetes, Amphisphaeriales, Sporocadaceae. The transcript is spliced from 3 exons. Gene Ontology annotation, molecular function: ATP hydrolysis activity; ATP binding; ABC-type transporter activity.
AUGACAGCACCGCAAUACAACAUCAAUGCGGCCGACCUGCCCCAGGAUCCCUUCAUACCACAGGCGGAGCACACAACUCCUAGCUUUCUCGAUACCGGCGCUUGUGUCUGCGCGCUUCGAACGACGCCAGAUGACAGUGGUCAAGACAGUGUGACGGCAUGGCAAUGCAUUGGAAACCAGACACAGAACGUAUAUGAGGCCACCACCGGCAAAUGGUUCAACACGCUCCACGGUGGCAGCACGACAAGCUUGCCAAUCUACGAUGCAUCUAACGGUCCCAACACCGCUACCACUUUCCAAUGGGACGCCGCACAGGAUCGUUUAGUCGAGGCAUCGGGCCAGACUGGGUUUGAUAUUUACGAUCGAGCAUGCACAGCUGUGAAUCAGACUACCUUCACCACGGCAUUCUAUAGGACCAAGGAUGCAAUUGCUCGGAAUGAAACACUCGUCGAUGCUGCGCCGUGUUAUAGGGGGCCCGAAGCGAUCCCCAUCCGCAUCCAGACUGCCGAGGAGUGGGAGGAGAAGGGCUGCCUCGAAGGGUUCUUAUGUGCUAACAACACCGUUAAUAGCUUGCCCCAAUACUGCCCGCCUGUGACUGAUUGUCAAACAUCCCGUUUGUUUGGGCAGGUGUGUCAACUAAGCGGCACCAACAUAGGCAUGGGCCCGUUCGAGCCGAUAGUGUGCCAAGCUGGGAAUUAUUGUCCCGCUCCUGGAAACAAAAUGAUUCCAUGUCCCGCGGGUUCCUAUUGCCAGCCCGGUGCUGCAACACCAACACCCUGCGAUAUCGGGAGUCGUUGUCCAGAGGGAUCCGUGUUUCAGCGAAACUUAAUACCAGUCAUAGUCUUGCUCGCGAUAGAUGUCGCAAUUCUCGUGGGCAUAAUCGUGCACGGACUUCGCAACCGGUUCCGCAGGACCACGAGCGCGCAUUCCGCUUCUCUGAACAACUCAGCAAAGGUACCCUUGAGAGCCAUGUCGGUCAAGGCAUCCGGAUACAGUCGUUUGGAUGAUGAGACUGAGCACGACCAGGAGAUGCUACCCAUGGAAGACACAUAUAUGCCGCGCGGGGACGCGUGGCAUGGAUUCCAUGCCGUUCUCGAUAUGGACUUUAGUAGGGGCAUGUGGGCCGAAGAGCUAGAAAACGCGCAAGGCAUGACACCUCAACUUCGAUCAUUUGUUGAGUCAAUGCGAAAGGCUACCGACGCCGCUCAUUUCGGUCUUUCGUUCACAUACUCCAAUCUAAGCUUCCAGCCGAGGAACUCCGCCAGGAUGAUUCUCCAGAACGUCACGGGCUCUAUCGAACGUGGAACAGUCACGGCUGUCAUGGGUGGCUCUGGAGCGGGUAAGUCGACGUUUGUCAAUGUCUUGAUGGGCAAAACCAACCAGACUGGUGGGUCGGUUGCUAUCAACGGUGUCCCAGGGAAGCUUAAGCGGUACAAGAAACUCAUAGGCUACGUUCCUCAAGAUGACAUAGUGUUGCCUGAGCUCACGGUCUACGAAAACAUAUUACACUCGGCUAGGAUCCGUCUACCGCGGACGUGGAAGGAUCGAGACGUCGUUGCACACGUUAAUUCUGUCAUUGAUUGCCUCGAAUUAUCUCAUGUCAAAGACUCCCUUGUGGGUACCGUCGGGAAGCCUGUAAUCAGUGGUGGUCAACGGAAGCGUGUGAGUAUUGGCAUGGAACUAGCUGCUGCACCCAUGGCCAUAUUCUUGGAUGAGCCAACUUCCGGUCUGGAUGCCACAGCUGCUAGCUCGAUCAUGGCGACACUCAAGGCUAUUGCACGGUUAGGCAUUUCUGUUAUCGUCAUCAUCCACCAGCCGCGUAUGGAGAUCUUCGAGAUGUUGGACAACUUGGUUCUCCUUGGCAACGGUCAGCUCAUCUACGAGGGGCCAGAGGCAGACGUUCGCUUAUUCUUCGAAAGCAUUGGCUAUCGCUUCCCGGCUCAUAGCAACUAUGGAGAUGUGGUCACAGACAUCAUCACUGGAAAUGGUCGCGCCUACAAAAGCAGUGGUAAUAUUUCGAGGGAGUCGCUCAUUGACUAUUGGGCCAGUUCGCACCAUCGUUCAACUCGAAAUAGCCGAGCCGAGUCAAUAAUCUCGGUCAGCAGCUCGUCGAUGAGCAAGGUUUUGAGGACACGAGGUGCAUCUCGACUCAAACAGCUUUGGCUCUGUCUACGACGUGCGAUGUUGCAGCAGUCCCGUAGUAUUGUCACAUUCUGGAGCGAGAUGUUGCUUGCGUCCAUCGCCGGUUUUCUUAUCGGUCUGGCGGAGAACUCCAAGAACGGCGUUCUCUUCACCGGCUUAUACAAUCCCCCAUUUGAGAUUUUGUCUGUUGCUAUGGAUAUAAAAUCUACGCCCGAAACAUCACUUCUAGUUGCUAUAGCCAUUGGGCUUGUAGCUGCAGCUCCUGGCGUCAAGGUUUUCUCCGAAGAGAUGCUUGUACAACGACGUGAGUCAGAGGCUGGCCAUUCUAGACUGGCAUAUUUCUUGGCCAAGUCAGCCUCGGUGGUCCCGCGUAUGCUUCUCGCUUGUUUACACUUCACGACGUGGUUUAUGCUGCUUUCUGUCCCGAUCAUUUCGUGGAACUUGGCCUUUUUGGUCAAUCUCUUGUACUUCUAUUGCAUCUACGGCCUGGCGAGUUUCUUAAGCAUGAUACUACGAAGAGAAGAUGCGCCUCUCUUUGCCACUAUGAUCAGCCUCAUUGUCGGUGUCUUGUGUGGUGCUGCACCACCCCUGAGUAAUGUCAAAAAGUGGCAUCUGGAAUGGCUGUGGCGGGCGAGCCCUGGCGUCUGGUUGGCCGAGAUCUAUUUCGGACAAAUGGUUGCGCCUUACGAAUAUUUAUACAACACAAAACUCGCUGCUGCGAAUAUGGGCUUUCACUUGGAUUGGUUUCAACGGAACCUCGCAGUCCUCCUCGGAAUUGGUACCUUGUACAGGCUUCUAGCUUACGUGGGAUUGUUCGCUGGAAAGGGGAUCCGACUUUGA